Cucurbita maxima (winter squash) is the source of this 922-nucleotide messenger RNA. Its product is annotated as 60S ribosomal protein L10a-like. Lineage: Eukaryota; Viridiplantae; Streptophyta; Magnoliopsida; Cucurbitales; Cucurbitaceae. The transcript is spliced from 6 exons. The record is from RefSeq and is a predicted model, not a curated record. Gene Ontology annotation, molecular function: RNA binding; structural constituent of ribosome. The coding region runs from base 79 to 729 and encodes 216 amino acids. Gene Ontology annotation, biological process: translation. Gene Ontology annotation, cellular component: large ribosomal subunit.
UAAACCCUAAUUUCUCCGUCUCUCUUUUGUUCUUCCGGACUAAGUGUAUAGUGUCCUUGAGACGGCGAAGAUUCGAAAAUGAGUAAGCUUCAGAGUGAAGCUUUGAGAGAAGCCAUCUCAUCUAUCUUCACCGAUAGCAAUGAGAAAAAGAGGAAGUUUACCGAGACCAUUGAGCUUCAGAUCGGGCUGAAGAACUAUGAUCCUCAAAAGGACAAGCGUUUCAGUGGUUCUGUGAAGUUGCCCCACAUUCCCCGCCCCAAGAUGAAGAUUUGCAUGCUUGGUGAUGCCUUGCACGUUGAAGAGGCUGAAAAGAUUGGUCUAGAUUAUAUGGACGUGGAAGGCUUGAAGAAGCUAAAUAAGAACAAGAAAUUGGUGAAGAAGCUCGCCAAAAAAUACCACGCCUUUUUGGCAUCUGAAGCUGUUAUCAAGCAGAUCCCUCGUCUUCUGGGCCCUGGUCUCAACAAAGCAGGAAAAUUCCCAACAUUGGUGACGCACCAAGAAUCACUUGAGUCCAAGGUUAAUGAGACCAAGGCAAUGGUUAAGUUUCAACUGAAGAAGGUUCUUUGCAUGGGAGUGGCCGUGGGAAAUGUUGCCAUGGAGGAGAAGCAAGUCUUCCAAAAUGUUCAAAUGAGCGUCAAUUUUCUGGUUUCUUUAUUGAAAAAGAAUUGGCAGAAUGUUAGGUGCCUGUACCUGAAGAGCACGAUGGGGAAGUCGUACCGGGUUUUCUAAGCUCUGUUAGCAAUCUAGUCAGUUUUAUGUUUGAUCUUUUUUACUGUUGACGUUAUUUUUUGAAGAGCAGUUUUGUGAAUUGAGCGUUUUUGAUUGAAUGAUUCUUCAACAAAGAAACAGGGAUGCUCUUUUCUCCUUUAAAACGACAAUUGAUAAUGAAGUUUUUAUUCCCAUCAACCAAACUUAUUCCCAA